This is a messenger RNA of Scophthalmus maximus (turbot), 5882 nucleotides long. RefSeq names its product slingshot protein phosphatase 2b (gene ssh2b). The record is from RefSeq and is a predicted model, not a curated record. Gene Ontology annotation, cellular component: cytoplasm. Gene Ontology annotation, molecular function: actin binding; protein tyrosine/serine/threonine phosphatase activity. The transcript has 14 exons. The coding region runs from base 401 to 4186 and encodes 1261 amino acids. Lineage: Eukaryota; Metazoa; Chordata; Actinopteri; Pleuronectiformes; Scophthalmidae. Gene Ontology annotation, biological process: actin cytoskeleton organization; protein dephosphorylation; negative regulation of actin filament polymerization.
CACUGAACUGUCCCUUUAAUGUCGUGUUGUUGACCCGCCGUCACUGUGGCACCAAUGAUGCCUUGACGGCCCGUGAUUGGCCCGUGUGAGGCUCCUCCCCCCGGUCAGCGGCAGGAUGUACCGCAGCCAGCUGCAGGAACAACAGUGAGCAGAUGUCACAGGCCACCUGCGCCCUCUGAUGAUCUGUCAAUAAUAUAUUUGCAUUUCUCAUCUCUAUAUCAUUAGGGCCUUUUGCCCAACUCUGCGAUGUCCAUUCAAAACAAAACGUGAAAGCUUUUUUUUGCAAUUUUCACAACUACCGCGUCAGUGCGGAGCGACCACCUCCAACACGCCAGCGGCGACUGGUCGCUGACUGGACAACCCCGCUUCCGCGCGCCCCCUCCCCGCCGCCGGAGCAGCGAUGCCUCCCGGUGUUGCCACCGCGCCACGGAGCUCGUCGGCGGGCUGCUUCUGCGUCUGCUGCGGGGCGACGACGAGACCGUAUUCCACCGAGAACUCCGUGAUCUCUCGGGGGGAAAUGUACCAGCUCAUCAGUGAAAGUUUCCUGACAGUUAAAGGAGCCGCUCUUUUCCUUCCACGAGGAAAUGGCUCCUCCGCUUCCUCUGCGUCUCGCUUUUCACAGCUGCGCAGCAAACAUGCAGGAGACAUCCAGCAGCACCUGCAAACCAUGUUCACUCUCCUCAGGCCAGAGGACAACAUCAAACUGGCGGUGCGUUUAGAGAGUGUCCACUCGCACAUCACCCGCUACAUGGUGGUGGUCUCAACCAACGGCCGUCAGGACACGGAGGAGAGCGUGGUGCUCGGAAUGGAUUUCAGUCCGGUAGACAGUUCGUGCUCUGUCGGGAUGGUUUUGCCCUUGUGGAGUGACACGCUGAUACAUCUGGAUGGAGACGGGGGUUUCAGUGUGUCAACUGAUAACAGAGUGCAUGUUUUCAAGCCUGUGUCUGUGCAGGCCAUGUGGUCGGCCCUCCAGUCGCUCCAUAAAGCGUGCGAAGUGGCUCGUUGUCAUAACUACUUCCCAGGCAGCUUGUUCCUCACCUGGGUUAGCUACUAUCAAAGCAGGGUCUCCUCCGACCAGACGCGCAUCAAUGAGUGGAACACCAUGCAGGAUGUGCAGUCACACCGUGCCGACUCACCCGUCCUCUUCUCUGAUGCACCUACAGAGAGAGAGCUAACUGAGCGUCAGAUCAAAACCAGCCUGAGGGAGAUCAUGAUGCAGAAAGACCUUGAGAAUGUCACAUGUAAAGAGAUCCGAACAGAGUUGGAAAUGCACAUGACAUGCAACCUGCGCGAGUUCAAAGAGUACAUCGACAAUGAGAUGAUUGUCAUUCUCGGCCAGAUGGACAGUCCCACAGAGAUCUUUGAUCACGUCUUUUUGGGAUCUGAGUGGAAUGCAUCCAAUUUGGAGGAGUUGCAGAACAGCGGGGUUCAAUACAUCCUGAAUGUAACAAGGGAGAUCGACAACUUCUUCCCUGGUGUGUUUGUGUACCACAACAUCCGUGUGUACGACGAGGAGGCUACUGACCUGCUCGCCUACUGGAAUGAGACCUACAAGUUUAUAUCUAGAGCCAAGAAAGCCGGGGCCAAGUGUCUGGUGCACUGUAAAAUGGGUAUAAGUCGCUCUGCUGCCACGGUGAUCGCGUACGCAAUGAAGGAGUACGGGUGGGAAUUGCAAAAGGCCUUUGAUUACGUCAAGGAGCGUCGCACUGUGACCAAACCUAACCCCUCUUUUAUGAGACAGCUGGAGGAGUAUCAGGGCAUACUGCUGGCCAGCAGGCAGAGGCACAACAAACUGUGGCGUUCCCACUCUGACAGCGAUCUGUCCGAGCACCACGAGCCGCUGUCUAAAUCCCACGCCCAACCUCACAGCCUGGGUCGCUCCAACCCACACAACCAGACCAGCGGUGCCCCUGGUCCCUCUGUGAAAGAACUGCUGGAAUCAUUGGGAAGUUCGGUCAGCGCUGGCAAAGCAGCACACUCCACCAGUCAGCCCGAUACCGGCAUCCAGUCCAAUCGGCCCAGCUCUGCACCCUUUGAGAGGCUGGCGGCUCUACCAGACGAUGCUGUCUCUCAGAGCUUGGAGACUCCGUCUCAAUGUGCUGUAGCAAAGAGCAGCCAGCUGGAUCCACCUUGGCCUGAAUCCACAGUCGGCUCUGUGUCUCCGUUAUCUCCUCCGCUUUCCAAUGGCUUAUGUGAUGCCGAGGAGGAGCAGCCCCCGUCGCCUCUUCUCUCCCAGCCGAGGGCAGCCACUGUGGUGCCCGAGUCCCAAAAGAUGGACAUGGUAACUGUUGCAAAGAGUGUUUCGGUGGGUCAGCCUCACCCGCCUCCGUCUCUUCACCACCUCCCACCGUCUCCUGCUCCCUCCCCGUCUCCCGCCCAAACGGAUGAGGUUAUCGGACCGCUGGUGUCGUCCUGCGCUCAGCCUGCGACAAAAACGAUGCUGGAGUCGGUGCCUGAGCCCAUGACGGCACAAACACCAAAGACACAAUCCGCUGGAGCCCAGUGUCUGUCUGUACCAGUGCCUGUCAAAUAUCCAGACUGUGAUCAGCAGCUGAGUGGCUCUUCUUUGGACGGUUCAACAGCCAGCCCUCCCUCAACUACUGAUUUUAUCAGUGAUCCCAGUGCCAUUCCACUAGACAAUGAGGUGUUGUUUGGCCACAGUGCAGAUCACAUUAACUUUUUCAGUGCCAGGGAAAAGUUCAAGGGAAUGAGUCAAGACGGUAAAACUCGCUGUGCUGCGCUCCAACAGUCGCCCCCGCUGAGGAGUUGUGCCAAGGAUCAGCAACAGAUGCUCCAGGAGGUCUCCGCUGAUGAGGGGAAGGAGGAGGAGAAAAGAAAGGAAAUGACUGUCCCUGUGCAGGCCGCAGGACUGAAGCCGACAGUGCACACAGAGACUUCAUCUGUUGGGCCUCCUGAACAACCAGAGCCUCAGGGCCCUCAGGACCAGGAAGUGAGUUUGUCUAUGCAGGAAACGGAAUAUAGAAACCUUUCAUCGCAGAAGGAAGCCGAGAAUGGGAAAGAGGAAGAGAAGAACAAAGAAGAAGAGGAGGAGGGGGCGGAUCCCGCUCGACUCUACAGCGAUUGGACGAGGGGCUCCGUGCGGCGCGUCACGAGACAGCUGGAGCAGAAAAUGAAACAGGAGCACGACGUGCCGACAACCUCUUCUUCCUCUCCACCGUCACUCUCUGGUAGCACAUCCUGCUCGCAGCGACGUCCGCCCAGCGUCCAUUCUGUGCCGAUCCCUCAUUUUCAGGAUGCGUCAGUUUGCUCGCAGUUGUCAGUAGUUAACACUGUGCAGGUGGAGGGUGAUGGGAAGUUUGGACAAGUUCAAAUUGAGAGUGCUGAUGUAGUUGAGAUAGAGGCACUGGGAAAUAACGACAGAAGCACAAAAGGACACAAACUCCAGCCUGCUGAUACUAGAUUGCUCUCUACCUCUUAUCCUUUCCAUCACUUCACCCACUCUCCCUUUGCCUCCGUGAACUUCCUGUGUCUGGAGGGCGUGACCGAGCUGGAGUCAGACAUAGACUGGGAGUGUCCCGCCGAGGGACCCCACAGAGACAUCAUCAUGCGAGAGACGUGGGAGACGUUGUGUGAGCUGGGCGCCUUCCUGCAGCAGGUGAGCACGAGCGGAGCCUGCAAGAGCGGCUGCAUGGAGCAGGCUUUUGGCUUCGGUGCCGGAACCACUCAGAAGCGAAGUAGCAGCAUCCAGAAGAGGGCCCGAGAGGUGGAAGCAAGGAUUCGCCAGGCGGGGCUGACCCCUCCGUCCCUGAUGAAGCGCUCAGCCUCUCUGGCCAAACUGGGAUGUCUGGAGCUGCUCGCCAACGAGCUGAGCGAGUGGGAGCUCAGCCGCUCCGCCGUCUCUCUGCCCUCAGAUCAGCCUCCAGUUUACACAAGCGACGAGUCCAAGAAGCAGCGGGUGCACGGCUCUCCCCCCGCAGCCGCGGACCAGCAGCCAGAGGUCCCAGGGGUCGACGUGGAGCGGCUCUCUGAAGCCGAAGAAACCUCAACAGGAAUCUCUCCACCAUCAUAUCAGGGUCAACAGAGAGGGAAGGUCGGCAACAUUUGCCCUGAUUCUCUGCAUUCGCCCGGGCUGACGCUGAUGACCACAAGGCAGCAGUACGGAAGGACUCACCCCCUGAGGAGGCUGAAGAAAAGAACUGUUAGCACCCUUUACCACACCAUGUAACCCUCACGGUGUGUGUGUGUGUCUGUGUGUGUGUGUAUGAGAGAGAGAGAGAAAGAGAGAGAGACGGGGGGAUAAUGUGAACCUGUGAGAAAUGGAGGUUUGAGUGUAAAUGUGGGGAUUUGUUCAGCAAAACAAACCAAUGCCUCUUGCCUUAAAGGAAAUGUUUAGUCGUUUCUGUAUGGGUUUUUUUCUCCAGCACAUCCGCAAAGAGCCUCUGUGAAAGCCGGCAUGCGAGACGUUUGUCUCGGUUGCGAGGCCAGUGACGAGGCCAGUGACGAGGCUAUGAAGGUUCUGGUUAACUGAAAAAAAAAAACGGAGUUGAAUUAGAACGGCAGCAAAACACAAUCAUCUAAAUAUUUAUGGGUGACAUGUUUCCAACGUUGACACGCCUGAGCCCACACACACUUCACAUAACCACUGGUUUCUCCAUCAACAGUUUGAUUUUUUUUUUUUUUUUACUCGAUUGUUGGUGAUAGACUGAAGAGUUCAACCUGAUGUUAGGAGGAAUGUAGCACGUUUCCCCUCUUCUUUCUUUCUGCUCUCAUGUCUCUUCAUCAAUAUUUUCUACAAGUUGUGCUACGUGGUUACCAAGGAAACGACACCGCUCUCCCUCCUGCUGCAGUCUGACAGAAAAUGAAUCAAAUUCAACACUGACACAAACUCCUCAAACCUUCAGAGAAAAGGAUCAUUUUAAGAUAAACUUUGGUUCAUUUGGCAGGAAUACAAACACAGACUUUCAGAGAGCAAUGAAUCGAGACACACACACACACACACACACACGCUCAGGAGGAACCACUGAUUAGUGUUUUGUCCCCAAAGAAAGGCGUAUAUCCAGAGAUGGUGGUGAUGGAGAGUUACAGUUGCAUAGUUGUAAAGCGGUGUUUUGAAAGAGAAGAGGCAUGCUGUGUAUUUUAUGUAUUUUUUUGUUUUUGUUUUUGUUUUACUACACAAUACCUCAGCACGUCUGAACCAAAUCUGACCUGCACAAAAACCGUCAGGCUCUGGAUUCCCUGGAAUGUCCGUCUCAAUCAGUAAACACAAUUUGAAUUCUCACUACUUGACAAACUCUCUCGAGUCCUCUCACACUUCUGAUGCCACUCGGACUAGAUGUUUUUAUUUUAGUUUUGUACGUGUGUCUGAGAUAAAGGUUGAGUUAGUUUAGGGUGGGGGGUGGGGGGUCGGGUUUUCUGCUCCGUUCUCUUUGGGAUGUAAAGGUCUUCGUCGUGAGUGUCGACAUUUAAGGAACUGUACAUGUUUUUAUAUCUGGUUCGUGUCCACGUGCGAGUGCGACUGUGUAGCACAAUUUCACCAUGUGGGUGUGUACUUUUGUCCUUCUUUUCCUUUUUUAAUUGAUCGUUCUCUCCUUUGUACACUUUAAAGGAGUGUGCCUAUGACUGGCAAGUGAAGCUUCUCUGCAGUCUAUCAGAAAUGUCUGUACAGAGACGUCUGUCAUACCUGCACUUUACUCCCUUUUUUAUUUUGUUUUAAAUGUGGCUUCAUUUUAAAUGUCUUUUAGUUUUUUUAAAUGUGUGGUUGCUACUUUUGAGGAGCAUGCUUAGUUUGUAGAAGCUGGUAUGUGUGUGCGUGUGUGUGUUUGUAUUGUCAAAAAUCGUUUUUUCUUUAAUUUUAAACUAUCAGUGUAAAUAUUCUUUUAUAUCAUGUGCUUCAACUGUGACCAUUAAAACAAUGGAAAUUA